AUGGGUUGGGGCCAGGGCGUCGACGAGCAAGAAAAGAUCAUAAACGGAGAGAUGCCGCGCAAAUAUGCGAAGAAGGACGCCCGGCCAACGCUCGGGCACCCACUCCAAAUUCCGAGCUACGUCUCACUGGGAGGUAAUUUGGGUGAAGGGGAGGGCGUGGACAGGGAGCACCUCGGGCUGGAGGCGGUCGCUCCCGAUAUGCAGGUGACGUCCGCCCUGAAGAAAGGCGUCGGCCUGAAGACGCUCAGGGGGAUCUACUGGCCUGAGGACCUGUUCGUCUCCUGGUUCAAGCGGAAGCCCCAGAAGUGCGAGAUCCAGACAGUGGACCUUGGCGACGGCCUUAAGCUCACCGGGCCAGUUCUUCCAAAAUCGAUGGGGCACCCAGAGGGCACCACGAAGAUCUACGACUACGGUAUGGCCGAGGCCACCCGGAACACAGUGCUUGCCGACAGCAAUACAGCGUUGGACGGCCAAGAAGUUGAUCGGCAUUGGAAGGCUGCGUCUGCAGCGCACAAGCUCACUUCAGCGGAGGCCGAAGAGGAGGUUGACGGGGUUGUCAGCAAGUUCAUGAAGCUCGCAGGGGGGCAGAAGAAAAUGGGCCCCAAGGAUGAAUUUGACGACCUGUUCGACUUCGGCGGAGUUGAGGGCGAGGCUAAGAAGGAUGCCAAGGCACCCAAGUCUGUGACGACCAGCGAGAAGAUCGUAUUGGAGGCUAACCAGCUCAUGCGGGAUCUCGCCGAUUUGGAGAAAUUUACCCCUGCGCAAGGCAAGAACAUCAAAGGCAUGCUGGAAAAGAUCAAUGGGCGCCUCACCGUUCCCUUGAUUAAAGAGUACACCUCAGGAUCAACGGUGGGUCAAACUGAGGAUACAUUGGGCUUCAAAGUCUAUGAGGAGCUGAGGGAUAUGCAGGACAUCUUCUCCCUAACGGACUCUCUGGCCACGUGCUUGAGCGAUAAGGACGUCGACCCGAAGACGGCGUACGCGAAGUGUAUGAAGCUAUUGCCGCAUUCGUCUGGUAAGGUAACGCUUUCCCCCAAGAUGCUGGAGACGAUCCUGCAGAAGGAGGUCGACCUUGGUGCCAGCAAAAAGGAUCCUGCCCGGGUGCUGGCCACCAUUGAUCAGCAGACAGAGCGGACCGAGGGGGUCGUGAACCUGGCCAUACUUCCCACUACUUCGCAGCGGGCUUUCCAGACCCAUGCCGUGGCCAAGCUCUAUUGGGACUUGCUGGACGAUGACAAAGAUACGGGCCCUGACACGCUGAGAGCAUUCGACGAGGCGGUCAAGGAGGCAAUAGAGUACUUCCGCAAAACGAAAUCGGCCAAGCUGUACAGAGGCGUCAUCUACUUCAACACUGGCAUCAAAGUGAUGAACGCUGCCGCCAACGCUACGGCCCAGAGGAAGGAAGACGAUACCUAUGAGCUGAUGAUCGCCAAGAUCGGCACGGACGCGACAGAGCUGCCCGCCCUCGAUCAGAUGCAGACCUUAGAGGACGCGGCCAAGCAUCUUAUCAAAUUUGAGGCCGUCUAUGGCCGGCUGGCGGCCACGAAAGACUGCAGCCAGAAGUUCAAGAGCAAGCACGAGGCCAUCUUUCAGCAGGUCUUGGGCACGCUGGGGGCUUACACCAAGCAUGUGACCGACAAGAUUUUCGCAAGCAACCAGGCGGCUUUCUCCUCAGCGGCCAGGUGGAUGAUCGCGAACGUCAAGCUUGCAGGUGCACAGGCUCACGAUACCUUUAUCGACCAAGAUUCAGUGCGAUCCGAGGGGAAACAGGUAAUCUCGUCGGCAGUCGCCUCCUUACAGGCGCCUGACAAGCCUGUGGGUCUCUUGUCCGAUGUCCCCGAGAAGCACAUGGAGACAGAAAUGUCUUGUUACACUGAAGUCAAGGAUAGGGCCCGGGCGGAGUCUGGCGCAUUCCCCAGUCAGGAUCUGCUCGAACUGGUCAGUUCAAAGCUCGACCUCUUGAUGGCGGCCGAUGGGAAGGUCCGUCUGGACGACAGCGAGUAUAUGAAGCUUUUCGAGCUUGUGAAGGAGCCAGGCGAUUCGCUCUACAAGUACACGGAUUUUAGAGAAUGGGCCAAACACAUUGAUACUGUGUUCCUGUCCCAGUUCCAACAGACGGCCAAGACUGAGAUCGUCAUGAGUACCCCCGUGUUGUGGGAAAGCGUGGUGAACUUCGGCUUGGGCGCCCCGGGCAAGGACCGCGAGGAUAGCAUCGUGACGUACAUGACUAGGCCAGAGGCUUUAGCACAAGGCCAUGAAAGGAACUUGGAUGAGACACCUGGCAAGGACUACAAGGACCCGCCAAAUCUCCAUGCGAUGGCUGACACUGGGGACGGCCUGCUGAAAGUGAUGCCUAUCGACUGGACGCUUGUCAUGGAGCAACAUUGCACGCUUCAGACAAUCAGGGAGGCCAUGGCUGCUCUCGUCGACCUGGAUACACUCAGCGACGAGCUCACUAAUUUCAAGGCGGCUUCCGAUGCCCUGGCUGAAGUCACGGACGAAUCCUCACCAGUAAAGGACAUUUAUCCUAACAAGACGUCGCUGACAGUCAUAUCGGACAGCGUGCAGAACAUCGCCAAUGCCGUCUUUGGGCACAACGUGCAGGCCUUCGUGACGGCGAUCACGGAUAAGCUCAAUGAGAUCAGCGAACUACUCAAGCAUCCUACGCUGGCAGACGUGACUGACGCAGUAGCGGCCCUCCCGAAGCUGGACGACACCGUAUGCACGAGGUUCAAAGAAGUUGCUGGGGGGCAAGAGAGCGUGAGGCUGCACAAGCUAUGCAAGGAUGUUGAGGCGUUCAAGCCCCUGAAGGACUACUUCCUGACUAUUUCCAGCCGCAUCCCAGAUGAGCUGAUGACGCAGAUUUUGGAGCCAG
Molecule: messenger RNA, 2875 nt
Organism: Prorocentrum cordatum
Lineage: Eukaryota; Dinophyceae; Prorocentrales; Prorocentraceae
Source: the annotation of a GenBank genome assembly